AAAAUUCCCUUUACAAAUUCUGAAACUAUAAAUCCACUAGGUAAUAUAACAUCUUCAAUUUGAUCAGUGGACUGAGAUAAUUUUUUUUUGUUUCUUUUUUGGGGCAUCCUUGAAUCCUUUUAUCAAAUAACCAUGCCAAUUGUGAUGGUCAAUAUUGUAUUGCCGUCUAGACGGUCCAAAUUGACUUCCCCGUAGAAAAUUGAGUACUAAAUAAUGCGGUAACAAGUUGACCACUCAAUAUUCAACUCCAGCAGCAAAGUGGAACAGGCACUCAUAGUGUCUCUCACUUGACUGAAUCCUGCCAAAAUAUAACAUCAAAAAUCAAAUCAAAUCUACAAAAAGCACUGAAAAGAAUUUUAGUUAAAAGACCCCCAACACACUCAUAUAUAUAACGGUACUCAAAACACUCUCAACUACCAACAAAUUGGAUUUGGAGAAAGUUACAGACAGAAGAACAUAUGGCCAAAUUACCAGGGGUAACAUUGAGCAGUUGUGAGAAACCCAUGCCAGUUAUUGGCAUGGGAACUUGCUCGUUCCCUCCGGCGGACCUGGAAACUACAAAAACAGCGAUCAUCGAAGCCAUUAAAGCUGGCUACCGCCACUUUGACACGGCGUUUGCUUAUGGUUCUGAGAAGCCUCUUGGUGAGGCAAUAGUUGAAGCUUUGACACUUGGCCUGAUCAUGUCCAGGGAUGAACUUUUUAUCACCACUAAACUAUGGAGCAGCUUUGCUGAACGUGACCAGAUUGUUCCUGCCUGUAAAAUGAGCCUUCAGAAUCUUCAGUUGGAUUAUAUUGACAUGUAUCUGAUACAUUGGCCUGUGAGAUUGACUGGAAGGGUCCGUUCAAUGCCGGUCGAAAAAGAUGCAAUAAAGCCUCUGGAUGUGAAGGGGGUAUGGGAAGGCAUGGAGGAAUGCGUAAAACUUGGCCUAACAAAGGGCAUAGGUGUGAGUAAUUUCUCUUGCAAGAAACUUGAGGAAGUACUCGCAGUUGCUACAAUUCCUCCUGCAGUUAAUCAAGUGGAACUGAAUCCAACUUGGCAGCAAAAGGAGCUAAGGGAGUUCUGCAAGGCAAAGGGUUUCGAAAUCACUGCUUAUUCUCCUUUGGGGGCCAACAACACCAAAUGGGGAGAUAACAGAGUUAUGGACUCUGAUGUGCUAGCUGAGAUAGCCAAGUCUAGAGGGAAAACGGUUGCUCAGGUUGCACUAAGGUGGGUGUAUGAACAAGGGGUGAGUUUGGUGACAAAGAGUUACAACAAGGAAAGAAUGAAGCAGAACCUCCAAAUCUUUGAUUGGUCAUUGUCUGGGGAAGAGUUGGAAAAAAUUAGCCAAAUCCCACAACGAAAAGGUGUCACCCUGGCCUCUGUUUUAGGUCCCCAUGACCUUGUGCUGGAGUUGGAUGCAGAAGUCUAAUACUGAGUUGAUAUCACAUUAAAUUGAUGUUGCGAAUUCUGAAAAAUAGAUCGAUAAAUGUUCUGUACUGGACAUAUUUUAUUCCUUUGUAAGAACAAGCAUCAGAAGAAAGAUGAGCUGUGUUGUUUUGGGAAAAUUAACAUAAAUAAAUAGAGAAUUUCGAUAUCCAGACUCUAGAGCCAAGCAUUGUUUCACUAGCUAAUUUGAUGUUUCAGGUCUGGAAUCUUUAUCUUUUAAGCUAGUUCAAAGUAUCCGACACCAUAACUUGUACCAACAGCAAUGCUAAUGUUUCUGGCUAGUUGCUGAAGCUAUUCAUUGCUGAUAAGCAAAAGACAGCCCCACCAAUUGGAAACUGCAAGUCCCCUAUUAUCUUCUGAAAUUUGGGGUUCAU
Coffea arabica (coffee) is the source of this 1800-nucleotide messenger RNA. Its product is annotated as D-galacturonate reductase. The record is from RefSeq and is a predicted model, not a curated record. Lineage: Eukaryota; Viridiplantae; Streptophyta; Magnoliopsida; Gentianales; Rubiaceae. Gene Ontology annotation, molecular function: oxidoreductase activity, acting on the CH-OH group of donors, NAD or NADP as acceptor.